CUCUCGAACGGUUCCAAAAUUGUUGGUUUUGUGGUUUGUAAUGGUUGCUCAUGGAUGGACAAAAUCUUUUUUUUCUUUAGGGGAAAAAAACUUAAAACAAGCAAUCUGAUGCCUUAUAUUUCAUUCCAAAAUCUAAUUUGAUCCUCACAGGUAUACUUUGAAAUAUAUAAAUAUUAUUACUUUAUAUUUAAAAAUAUGUGAUCACAAUCGAUGAGUUUGCUGUCAUCUCCACCUACUUGGUCGGAUGCCCCUGCCCGCUUUCGCCCAAAAUCCCACCAUCCCCCUAGUCUCUCUACCGUCUUCGGGCACUCCAUCUCCGACUUCCCUCCCAUUCCCAUCUUCCAAAACCCUAGCCCCAGCUUCCAUCGAAAUCCCGACCUCAAUCCGAUGCCUACCCUGUUCUGCCAAUUUUCAUGGUAGAUAGAACACGAAUCCACCACCGGCGCUUCGGAGUAGAAGCGAUGUCAUUCGCCACUGUCGCUACAUCUGCUCAAAAUUCAUCAACAGUUCCUCGUCCUGAUCGGCUUUACCCGCUGCCCAUUCGGAGGAAUCCCGUAAAAAUCCUUCCUUUCUCCAAAUUAACCCCUUCUCCAGCUCUUUUCUCGCAGGCGAGGUGGUUCGUGUUCGUCCAGAAGAGAGCCGCCCCCUGCCGGAAGGCGUCUCGGUGGCAAACUGGUGUCUUGUUAUCAGGUGGGAGUGUUGAUGAGAGUCCACAGAGAGAUGUGCCGGGCCAGCUGAGCUUGAAUGAACUCCUUUCAGUCGCUGAAGUGCUCUGCAUUGUCCCGCCUGCCAUCUAUUCGAUCGGUUGUCUCGUUGGUUCGGUGCUCCCAGGAGCGGCCAAGCCAUUUCAAGUGUCAUUGGGGAACAAGUUUUUUGUCUGUCAGUAUUUUCUCUUGGUCGGCGCCUUGGUGAUUGGAAGUGUGAUACGCUGGAGGCAGUGGCGGAGGCUGUAUAGGGUGAAUGAGAAUGGGUUGAAUGUUGAUUUGGUACGAAGAGUCGAGAAGGUGGAGCAGGAGCUACAGAGCUCGGUCACGGUAGUUCGGGUGCUCUCAAGGCAGCUUGAGAAGCUUGGGAUUAGGUUCAGAGUCACAAGGAAGGCCUUGAAGGAGCCAAUUAAUGAAACUGCUGCUUUGGCACAGAAGAACUCUGAGGCUACUCGAGCACUAGCACUGCAAGAAGACAUUCUUGAAAGGGAGCUUGGUGAAAUCCAGAAGGUCUUGUUGGCAAUGCAGGAACAACAGGAAAAGCAACUUGAGUUGAUCCUUGCAAUUGGGAAAGCCGGGAGACUAUUAGAUAGCAAGCGAGACUCUGUAUCGGAACAAGAUGGCAUUGGAACAAGUAGUUCAGUUCCAGGGAAGGAAGAAGCGAAAGAGCUGGAACUACAGUCAGGAAGACAUGGAGGAAACAACGACAAACCCUAGUUUAACUACUCACUUGCACCUUUUCUUCUCCAAAGACCUCAAGAAGCCAUUUAUGUUUGAUGUAACAUUGAAAGCAGUGUAUUGAGGGAAGUGUUAUAAAGAAAUAAGGAUGUAAACACGGUUCCAAUUUGAUCUAAAUUGCAAGAACCAUGACUGAAGAUAGUAUGAUUGUUUCGUAAAAGAAAAAAAAGAGUUGAUGCUAAGAACA
Messenger RNA from Phoenix dactylifera (date palm), 1629 nucleotides. RefSeq lists its product as uncharacterized. Gene Ontology annotation, cellular component: chloroplast envelope. NCBI's taxonomy places the organism in Eukaryota, Viridiplantae, Streptophyta, Magnoliopsida, Arecales, Arecaceae. The record is from RefSeq and is a predicted model, not a curated record.